UAUUAACGUUUUCUAACGGCUGAUAACUCAUCCGCGAGCUUUCUGAACGUCCGUUAAUGGAUUAAUAUUGGCUGUAAAAUAUAAAAAUAUAACAUUAACUAACCGCAUUUACGAGUGAAUUAUGUUUUUUUUUUUUUAAAGCAUUACAUUUUUUAUUUAUUUUUUUAUCUGUUAAACCUCAUGUUAUGUCCGUUAUUUUAAAUUUGGUGGUACAUUAAUUUCUAAUGAACGUAAAAAAAAAAAUAAAAAAAAUACACUGUAAAACCAGACAAGUUAUUUUAACUCCUAAAAACAUAGUUGAAACUGAUUGCAUCACAUUUUUAUCAGUAGGUUAAUAAAGAUUAUUGAUCAAGCAGAUUUUACUACUAAUUUCAAGUGGCACUAAUUUAGUAAAAAGUUAUUCAUCAGGAAUGUUUCUGUAACUUAAAAAAAUAGGUUAUUUUGUUUUCACAGUACAAAUAUUUUUUUUUUUUUACAGAAUUUAGUCACUUAAAACUACUAAAGCUACUUGAUCAACAACAUUUAGUUAAAAACUUAGAUUUUUUUUUAAAGUUAAAUUAACUAUGGUUUUACAGUGUAUAUUUUCUGAACUAUUGAAACAAAUAUUAAACAAAUAUAAAACCUUUAAAUUAAAUGUACCUUUGUCGCCUCUCCGGUCUAAAAAAAAAAAAAACACACUAGGCUACAUUAACGUUAAAAACAUUGCUGUUAUAAAAAGUGUAACAGACAGACGGAGCAACAGGUGAUCCUGGUUCCCGGGCAGACGCGUGAUUGACAGCCGUGUCGGCCAAUCAGCUGGCAGAGAACGGAGCCCACGCACCAAUAGCGUGCGCCCGCAGUGUUGGUUGUGGGCGUUGAUCCAGGCUGACAGCAGUGUCAUCAGCGGUAGCUCCACACUGCUGGGACACCGAGGACAGACAGGGAGGGUUUGUCUCUGUAUCCGAGGAAGGUGUGUCUUUUUUUCUUCCCCCCGGUCGUGUUUGUCGACAUUAACGGUGGAAAUAACACCGUGAGUUGAAUUUUUUAAGGCUGUAGAGGCUCGAGAGGACCGCGUUUCUUGUUCAGAGAGGAUUUUAGACUGAAUGUUUUCUCCACAGAUGGCUCAGACUGGUAACUGCUGCAGUCGUUUUGGAAUAUCAGCAGCUCUGAGGAUUAUUGUUGGACAACUGGAUCAAAUCUCCCAAAUCACCAAUCCUUCCUCAUGAGGAAAGAUGGGGAACGGAUUGUCAGAGCAACCUAGCUUCCUCUCAAGCAUCCCGUUCUUCCAGUCGUUCCACAUCGCCAUCCUUGGGCUGGACUCCGCGGGGAAGACCACCGUUCUCUACAGACUGCAGUUCAAUGAGUUCGUGAACACGGUGCCCACCAAAGGUUUCAACGCGGAGAAGGUCAAGCUGUCUCUGGGCGGCCACAGGACUGGGACGUUCCACUUCUGGGACGUCGGUGGCCAGGAGAAGCUUCGCCCGCUGUGGAAGUCGUACACGCGAUGCACGGACGGCAUCAUAUUCGUGGUGGACUCUGUGGAUGCAGAGCGCAUGGAGGAGGCCAAGACGGAGCUCCAUAAAAUCGCAAAGACCUCUGAAAACCAAGGCGUGCCCCUGCUGGUGGUGGCCAACAAGCAGGACUUGAGGCAUUCUCUGGGACUUGAUGAAAUUGAGAAACUGCUGGCGCUGAAAGAACUAGGCCCCGCUACUCCCUGGCACCUGCAGCCAGCCUGCGCCAUCAUAGGAGAUGGGCUCAGGGAGGGCCUGGAGAGACUCCACGACAUGAUCCUUAAAAGGAGAAAGGUGCUCCGGCAGCAGAGGAAGAAGAGAUAAACCCGUCGCGAGAAAGACUUGUCUGCUGUUUUAUGUGAAGGAAUAUUCUCCCGGGUGGAUACAGGCCUCCCACUGCAGGUCACACAUUCAACGUACUGAGUUUUAUCAGUCCAGAACUGAGAUUUAGGAUUCCCGGUCUUGUGACAAUGCCGUUGAUCAGGAAGUGAUACAUAAAGGAGUACAGUAUGGAGAUUGAGAAAGGUUUCAGACAUGUGUGGAUAUGCUAUAAAAGAGUUUUAGAAAGCACUGAGGGUUUGUGGUGUGGAAGGGUGGUAGAAGUUAAGGAUGCUGUAUGUUUCAUGAAUGGCUAAUGGCUGUUCCAAACAACUACCAAAAAUAAUUUAAGAAAAGGCUUUGACUAGUUGAAGGGUUUCUUGGUAAACGAUUGAACAUUGUCACACCGGAGGGGCAAUGAAAUGUACAUCUGUUUUAUUUUACUGUUUUAUAUGUUAUUAUAACUUGUUCUUUCUUCUUUCUUUUUUUUUACACUGGACUUCCUUUGUCAAAGAAAAGUGUUAUCAUGCAUUAUUAUGAUGUGUUUUGCUGGCUUAUAUCGCUCAUUUCUUUUUUAAAAAAAGCACUUUAGAUGAUCACUUUGUAUGAAGUUUACAGUUUUAAAAUAGAGCAUAUUGUGUUGGAGUUAACAGAAAUGUUUGGGCAGAAUACAACAGAUGCUACUGUAGUUGGUCCACAUCGGCCACAUUGUCAUUAGACAGCUUAUGCAUUAUGUUUUGCUUAAUAAAAACAUAUUUAGAGCAAUGUU
Molecule: messenger RNA, 2577 nt
Organism: Dicentrarchus labrax (European seabass)
Lineage: Eukaryota; Metazoa; Chordata; Actinopteri; Moronidae
Gene: arl4aa
Product: ADP-ribosylation factor-like 4aa
Exons: 2
Coding region: 1212-1814 (200 amino acids)
Biological process (GO): vesicle-mediated transport; intracellular protein transport
Cellular component (GO): cytoplasm
Molecular function (GO): GTPase activity; GTP binding
Source: RefSeq, a predicted model, not a curated record